Messenger RNA from Pangasianodon hypophthalmus (striped catfish), 1382 nucleotides. RefSeq names its product sorting nexin 3 (gene snx3). Gene Ontology annotation, cellular component: retromer complex; early endosome membrane. The record is from RefSeq and is a predicted model, not a curated record. The transcript has 4 exons. Gene Ontology annotation, molecular function: phosphatidylinositol-3-phosphate binding. Bases 61 to 549 code for a protein of 162 amino acids. NCBI's taxonomy places the organism in Eukaryota, Metazoa, Chordata, Actinopteri, Siluriformes, Pangasiidae. Gene Ontology annotation, biological process: endocytic recycling; late endosome to Golgi transport.
CUGCGUCUCAGCUGAUCGGAAGGAAGCGCAGGCUGUGGGUGUUAGCGUUAGCGGGGAGUGAUGGAGGAUACCAUAGCGGACACACGGAGGCUCUACGCCAAACCACAGAACCUGAGCGAUGCCUACGGACCUCCGAGCAACUUCCUAGAGAUCGAUGUGAGCAAUCCCGAGACGGUGGGAGUCGGCCGGGGGAGAUUCACUACAUACGAGAUCAGACUAAAGACUAACCUUCCCAUCUUCAAGCUGAAGGAGUCGAGUGUCAGGAGGAGAUACAGUGACUUCGAGUGGCUCAGAGGAGAGCUGGAGAGAGAGAGCAAGGUGGUCGUUCCUCCUCUGCCAGGGAAAGCCCUGUUCAGGCAGCUCCCGUUUCGUGGAGAUGACGGCAUCUUCGACGACUCCUUCAUCGAGGAGCGGCGGCAAGGCCUGGAGCAGUUCCUCAACAAAGUGGCUGGUCAUCCGUUGGCCCAAAACGAGCGUUGCCUGCACAUGUUCCUUCAGGACGAAUCUCUGGAUAAAAACUACACCCCCUCCAAAGUCAGACAUGCCUGAAUCUCCCACACUGGAACUCACUACACGUGUGGGGAGAAGUCUCAGUCGACCUGAACUCUUCCCUUGGGAUAAAAAACAAACGGAAUGAACCCUACAGUUCAUCUGAAGCCUUCACGCUGCAUACCGCAUGUGGAAAAAAAAUUUCUGAAGCUCAAACUUUUAAAAAAAAAAAAAAAACAACAAACUAAAACAUCUCACCAUCGCACUGUAGAAUGAAUUGUCAGCACUUUCGUAAAAUCAGUGCACCGUCUCUAGAGAUUUGUCACUUCGUGCUCUGAUUUGAAUAAAAAAUCAUUUCUGCUCUAACAUAACGACAAAACAAGAGGCAUCUCAUGUUUUAGGUUUGUGGAUAUCAUAGUAGAUUAGACGCACCACUAACUUUGAGAUUUAUGAGGCUCAGGAUAUUAUUGCAAGAAAUAACCAACAAACAUGAACCAAAAACAUUUCCAUAUAUAUGCAAACAUUAUUUCCUAUUGUUGGAAUAAAUUCUAGUAAGUUUUCUUUACGUGAAUUUAAUUCUCGAAGCAUUAACUUGAGACAGGUGGCUUUUUUUUCUGUCUAAUACUUGCACUACUCUUGAAUCUACGACUAUUCUUUCUCUCACAGAGCAGAACGCACUUAAGUGACGCUUCUCCGAUGCGAAGUGUGUGAACUGUAACAACCACGCAGUCACUAGCUGAGCUGAGCCUCAACGAAUUUGUUUUGUUUCGUUUUAUUCCUAAUUGAAGUCCAUUUAAACACAAGGCCACUGUUGGUGCAUGUUUCCGGAUUUGUAUAUUGCUGUGCCAUUAUUUGUUUCUGAAGGUUUUCCAAUAAAACUGUUCACACACAGA